AUGACGGAGCCCGUCACUACCGGCGAGCUGCCUGCUGAGGUUGCCGAUCACGAACGAGCACCUCCACCGUUUGCGCCCAUAUUCACACUGGUCAAUAACACUUCAACACGAACGACACACCAUCCAAAAGUACAUUAUAUCUUCAGUGAUGAUGAUCCAGACCUCCUGACCCAGGCCCUUGCACAACAACAUGAUGCGAACCUACACAAUUCUGCCUCGGAUCCGGCGCUAAGCGACCGAGCAGUCAUCCUCGAUUUGGCACAGGAUUCAGAGGGAGGCUACAAUGUGUCAUGGGCUUCCAGUCUAUCGCCAUCCUGGGCUGUAGUCAAUGCACAAGUAAGCCAGAUUUCACCACCAUCAUCAGACGGCGGUGGUGGUGGCGGUGGCAGUAGCGACAACCCAAAGAAGCCAGGCCGUCUCAUGCUUCGGAUCGAAGGUGUUGAGAGUGGAGGCAUUGGGGACGGCGAGCUGAAGCUCUCUAGCGAGGGAAGCCGGCAAGGCUCUAGAAGCGGGAGCGGGAGUGGAAGUGGACAGCACAAGGAGAAGGAAGGCGAGGACUACACGACCUUGGUAGACGAAUUCGAGAAGCGGAUGUGCAUUCUGAAGAAAGUGGUUGACACAGGAGAGGACAGAAGACGAAAGGUUGAUGACGAGGCUGAAACAGACCGACGAGCCACCGCCAACAAUGCAGAAGAGGCAGGGACUGGCGAUUGA
Pseudomassariella vexata is the source of this 714-nucleotide messenger RNA. RefSeq lists its product as uncharacterized. NCBI's taxonomy places the organism in Eukaryota, Fungi, Ascomycota, Sordariomycetes, Amphisphaeriales, Pseudomassariaceae. The transcript has a single exon. Bases 1 to 714 code for a protein of 237 amino acids. The record is from RefSeq and is a predicted model, not a curated record.